Molecule: messenger RNA, 1129 nt
Organism: Cicer arietinum (chickpea)
Lineage: Eukaryota; Viridiplantae; Streptophyta; Magnoliopsida; Fabales; Fabaceae
Product: protein ABA DEFICIENT 4, chloroplastic-like
Source: RefSeq, a predicted model, not a curated record
AUAAGACUCAAACUCUUUUUUUCAGUUAGUGGAAACAUACUCUUUUUUUUUUUUGGUCUGACAUUCAAUACUUUGUUUUCUCAUCAAGUGGAAACUCCUGUCAUUGCAUUAUAUUAUUCAUGAAGUGCCUAUUAUUUCUUAAUCCAAUAUUUGGUUCCUUUCUUUUGUUGUUUCUACCAUGGCUUUCUCUUCUUGCUUUUGCUAUUCUUCAUUAUUAGGAUUGAAGGGACAAAAAAUUUCAUUCCCUAUCAAAAGCAAUUGUGAUGAGCAUUAUCUUUGUAACAAACUCAUUCUGAAAAGUAAAGUCAACUUAAUCAGAGAUUGGAGUUUCAUAGGAGGAGGAUCAAGAAGAAUUGUUGUGAAACAAAAAGUUAUGAGAAUGGCUUCUUAUAGAAAAGCUGGUCCAGUAUAUGCUUCAUGUAACCCUUUUUCUGUUCUACCUUUGCUACUUUUAACAAUGUUGUCUGGUUCACAACUUGCUAGCAGUGCCUUUACAGUUGGAACAACAGCAGUACUCCCAUUUUACACACUCAUGGUUCUGGCUCCAAAUUCUGAGCUAACUAAAAAAUCUAUGCAAAGUAAUGUGCCAUACGCAGUGCUUGGAAUUCUAUAUGCAUAUUUGUUGUACCUUUCAUGGACCCCUGAAACAGUUGAACUGAUUUUUGCAAGUAAAUAUUUGCUACCAGAGCUUAAUAGUAUAGGAAAAAUGUUCUCCAGUGAGAUGACUUUAGCCUCUGCAUGGAUUCAUCUGCUUGUUGUUGAUCUCUUUGCUGCAAGGCAGGUAUUUCUAGAUGGACAAGAGAAUCAGAUUGAGACAAGGCAUUCAGUUUCUCUUUGCUUGUUCUUUUGCCCUGUUGGGAUUCUUUCUCAUGUCAUAACCAAAGCAAUGACUAAAAAUACCAAAGAAAACAAACAUGAUUUAUAGAGGGAACCUGUUUGUAAACUCCUACACAAUCAAAAUAUCAGAAAUUCAUGUUUGAGUUGAAGUUACUUCUAAAUAUCAUUAGAAUUUCUUUUUCACUCAAAUCAAAAUUAUUACAAGUUAUAUGUUAUAUCACAAAUGUAUGUAUUCAUUAUUUUGACUAAUCAAAAGUCAGAUUUAGCGUCGGCCAAAAGUCAUUUUUUUUAA